Molecule: messenger RNA, 905 nt
Organism: Schistosoma mattheei
Lineage: Eukaryota; Metazoa; Platyhelminthes; Trematoda; Strigeidida; Schistosomatidae
Source: the annotation of a GenBank genome assembly
AUGUUAAAACCUUGGAAACAACUGAGUUUAUUUUUCUUCUAUUCUCCUAUUCUAUUUUAUGGUAAUUGUUUAGGUACUGGAAUAACUGUUUUGAAAGCUCUGGAUGUUUUAAGAACUUAUAAUGUUCCUAUAGAAAAUGUAAUAUUGCUUACUUUAUUUGUAUCACCACAAAAUUCUUUGUUCCCUGAACGAUUCUAUAUUUCUUUAAUAUAAAGUCGUUUUGACAUGAUUUGUUUUCAAUUAUGAAUUAAUCUUGAAUCUAUUUUCCUCAAACCUGGCCUACCUCUCAGAUCAAUUCUUGAUAUGUGGAGAUCCUCUUACCAUUCUGUAGCAAAGUGGCUUGGUAAAUCGAGAACCCGUUAGAAAAUGUAUUUAUAUGAUGAACUCUCCUAUUAGCCACAGGUUUCGAACUGCUCUUCAUAUACUUCGGUUUCAUUAAGCCAAAUGGUAUUACUUAGCUUACUUACACAAAAUACAACUCAAAGCUAAGUAAGUAAACUAGUACUUUGUAAAUGAGUUAUGGUAUACUUAAUAGUGUAUUGCUCAUAUUAGUUAUUUACACCGAGAUUUCGAAGACUUCUAAUGAAAGUUUGUAGUAUUGACUAGGAUACUUUUGGAAUGAAAACAAACCCAUUCAUUCAUAAAAUCAGGUAUAACACAAAGUUUAUGAACUAUGAAAACGUAUAUUAAAGCAAGACUUCCGUUCAUUCAUUAUCACCUAGUAUUGACUGUUAGUAUUUAUCUACUAUAUAUACCAUGUGCCCCCAAAUGCUCUGGUACGGCCGAGAGUGCUCUCACAUGGCCACGAGUAUAUAGCCUCUGCCAGGGAAGUCCUACUCACUGCCUUCUCGUGGCGGUGGUGUUGUUCACGAAAAUGAGAGGACGGAAAGAGAAUUCCGACGCUU